Equus quagga is the source of this 3461-nucleotide messenger RNA. It is a transcript of the gene BBS10, whose product is annotated as Bardet-Biedl syndrome 10. Gene Ontology annotation, molecular function: ATP binding. Gene Ontology annotation, biological process: chaperone-mediated protein complex assembly. Lineage: Eukaryota; Metazoa; Chordata; Mammalia; Perissodactyla; Equidae. The coding region runs from base 46 to 2211 and encodes 721 amino acids. The transcript is spliced from 2 exons. The record is from RefSeq and is a predicted model, not a curated record.
AGGCUUUGCAAGCAGUGAUCCGAAGCGGGCAGAAGCCGAAGGGCUAUGGCCGCUGCGGCGUCUGUGAAGGCAGCGUUGCAGGUGGCGGAAGCGCUGGAAAGCAUCGUCAGCUGCUGUGUGGGGCCCGACGGCCGGCAGGUUUUGUGUACGAAGCCCACCGGCGAGGUGCUGCUCAGCCGGGAUGGAGGCCGCCUCCUGCAGGCGCUACACUUAGAGCAUCCCAUAGCCAGGAUGAUGGUGGCAUGUGUUUCCAAUCAUCUAAGAAAAGCAGGAGAUGGUGCUAAAACAUUCAUCAUCUUUCUCUCCCAUUUACUCAGAGGACUUCACGCAAUCCCAGACCAAGAAAACGGUUCUUUGGUUUCCGAAAAUUCUCAAACCCUUGGAAGGCAUUGGAAAAAUUGUUGUCGGUGGAAAUUUAUUUCCCAAGCUCUUCUAACGUUUCAGACACAAAUAUUAGACUAUGUUAUGGACCAAUACUUAAGUAGACACUUUUUGUCCAUCUUUUCUUCAUCCACUAAAGAGAGAACAUUGUGUAGGAACUCUUUAGAGUUGCUCUUAGAAGCAUACUUUUGUGGAAGAGUGGGAAGAAAUAAUCACAACCUUAUUUCACAGUUGAUGUGUGACUACUUGUUCAAGUGUGUGGCUCGUGAAGGUGGGUUUGAAGAAGUGUUUGAGUUGGUGGGUGACUGCUUUGUAGAGCUGCACGUUGGUGUCACCGGCCUUCCUGUUUCAGAUUCCAGGAUCGUAGCUGGGCUUGUGCUUCACAGAGACUUUUCUGGGUACUGUCCAGCAGAUGGUGACAUAAGAAUAGCGCUAGUAACAGAAACCAUUCAGCCUAUUUUUUCAACUUCCGGAUCAGAGUUUAUUCUAAAUUCAGAAGCACAGUUUCGGGCAUCUCAGUUUUGGAUUAUGGAAAGGACAAAAGCAAUAAUGAAACAUUUGCAGAGUCAGAAUGUAAAAUUGCUCCUGUCUAGUGUGAAACAACCAGACUCAGUGAUUUUUUAUGCAAGACUGAAUGACAUAUCGGUGGUGGAGUGUUUAUCAUCUGAAGAAGUUUCUCUUAUCCAGAGGGUCAUUGAUCUUUCUCCCUUUGUGCUACCGCAGGCCUCUUCACGGUGUGAAAUCUCUAACACUGCUGUGGUGAAAUUUUGUAAGCCCCUUGUCCUUAGAUCCAAAAGGUAUGUUCGUCUUGGCUUGAUUAGCAAAUGUUCCUUUGUACCACAUUGUCUAGUUCUUUGUGGACCAGUACAGGGUCUUGUUGAACAACAUAAAGAUGCUUUACAUGGAGCAUUUAAAAUGCUUCGGCAGUUAUUUAAACACCUGGAUCUAAAUUACUUGACACAAGCCAGCGACCAAAAUUAUACAUCAAGUCCUCUUAUUUAUAAGAAUAGUAGAGAAAGUAAUCAGUUACCAGAAAUUGUUAAUGGCUCACUGCAAAGGCCAUAUCAGGGCACAGUUGUAAAGAACAAAGAUAAACUGGCAAAAACUCAAACAUAUUUAAAAGUAUAUUCAAAUUUGGUGGUUCCAAGUAUAGAAUUAGAAACACGUUUUCCAUGUUCGACACCAAAGGUGGCACCAGUGGAUGCAUACCAGACAAAUGAGACAUUGAGAUGUUUAUCUCCAAACAAAACUGGGAUAAUUGAUCACAGUGAACCAUUUCCUGAGAGUAAUUCUGCUAAUUCAACAACAGAAAAUACUAGAAUAAAAAUUUCUUAUGAAAAUUUACAGGUCACAAAAAUUGCUGGCAAGGGGAGCAUGUUACCAGUGAGAUACAAGUCCCGAGAGAUGUGUCCUUCCCGGAGUUACUGUUUCUCAUCUAUACCGGCAGGGAGUGUGUUGCCGGUGGGUGGUAAUUUUGAGAUUUUGUUACAUUUCUAUCUUCUCAACUAUGCCAAAAUAUGCCAGCAAUCAGAAGAAGCCACGGUUGGUGUGAUAGUAGCUAAUGCACUUUUAGGCAUUCCCAAAAUCCUGCAUAAGUCUAAGAAAGGAAAUUACAGCUUUCCACAAAUGUAUGCAAGAGCGCUCCACGCACUGCAGUCCGGUCAACCCAUGGGAAGCAGGCAGACAGGCUUGGAAUCGGUAGUUGGUAAAUACCAGUUACUAACUUCAGUUCUUCAGUGUUUGACAAAAAUUUUAACCAUUGAUUUGGUAAUCAAUAUUAAGAGACAGCCUCAGGAAAUUUGUGAUCAAGAUUCCGAAGAGGAACUAUAAAACUGGAAGUUUUUUAUUAACCAGAGUUUUACUCCAACUCAAGCUGUAAAGUAAGGCAAGCAUGUGACCAGUGAUUCUCAAGUCAAUUCAGUCUAGUUAGGAAAACAGGAUAACUUAAAAGUCCUUAGAAGAAGUAUACUAUGAGGCCACUGGACGUUCAGACACAAACACCAGACUGCGCUGUGGAACGAGACCGAGGGAGAAGCCUGGAUGGGGGAGCCAGGAUCUGAAUGUGCUGUCUUCCGCCUUUAUGUCCCUGUCCCUGUGUCUCCGCUCCUUCUUAGUCUGUGUGCCUGGGGGAAGGUGUUUCUUUAUAGCUCUUGUACUUUCCGGUUUUUUUCACUCUCUUGUCCCUCAUCUUUCUGUGUUUAGUUCAUAGAAUCAUUUAAUCUCAGAUGUGGAGGGGAUGUUCAAAUGCCAUCCUACUUUAAUUGUUUAUAAUAUAAAGCAUAUUAUUUGCUUCAUUUAAGAUAAUUUAUUUCCCCUAUUCAUAAUUUCUAAAGCAAUGAAUAAAAAGUCUUGAGUUUUUCCUCAAAAAGCGUAUAAAUUAAGUUAGUUUUUACCUUUAUAUGGCCCUUGUUUAUUUCUAUUUCAUGUGGAAAGCAUGGAUAGAUUUUCACCAUCCAUACAGCCUGAAAAUGUGUCACCAGAAAUAUGACUUUGUGCAUCGUGAACUUAUUUUCAUUUCUGUAGCUAAAAGUUUAUUCCAGAAAGGAUAUGAAAUUUGUACUUUUUAUUUUCUCCUGGUCCCUAAGAGCUUGUAAAAAUAAUUCAAGUAUUUGCUGGGUUUUUUUGUGUUUGGUGCAUGGCCAGAGUCCAAUAGUAAAAAACAACUUAAGAAUUGUUUAUUUCUAGUGUGAAUUUUUAAAUGUUUAUAUUUUAUUUUAAAGGUUUAUAAAUGCAAAUAAUAGCUGUGGGUAAGGACAGUGUCUUCUGCUUUUAGUAGUUCUCUGUGACACCCAGGACAGUGCCACGUUGACGGAGGCUCACCUCGGAGAUCUCGCGGGUUCCGUUCCAGACCACUGCGGUAAUGCGGAUGUUGCAAUAAAGUGAGCAACAUGGAUUUUUUUGGUUUCCCAGUGCAUUUAAGUUAUGUUCACACUAUACGGCAGUCUAGAUGUGCAAUAGUAUUGUGUCUUAAAAAUUGUACGUACCUCCUGGUACAAAAACAGGUCCACAGAUCAAUGGAACAGAAUUGAAAGCCCAGAGAUAAAACCACACAUCUAUGGACAGCUAAUCUUCGACAAAGG